AACAAAUGCAAAGCUGCAAUGAGUUCUAAAAAUGCCAGUUUUUCCCAGAGUAUCCUCAUUGUUCAUCCUGAGUACUUUUUCAUCAUUGGACUUUCAGGUAUACCGUACAGCACUUAUUACUAUAUUUUCUUAUUUAUCACAUAUUUCUUUACUAUAAUUGGGAACUCUAUAGUCCUUCUCAUUAUAGCUCUUGACCGAAGCCUGCACAGUCCAAAGUACAUUGGUGUGUUUAACUUGGCUUUGGCUGAUAUUGGUGAAAUUAAUGCACUGAUUCCUAACAUGAUGAGGACUUUUCUGUUUAACUCACAGUACAUUUCCUUCAAUGCUUGUUUGGCCAACAUGUUUUUCGUGUUCCUCUUCAGUUCUAUGCAAAGUUUCACUCUUGUUGUUUUGUCAUAUGACCGCUUCAUUGCAAUUUGCCUGCCAUUAAGAUAUCAUGCUCUUGUGAACAAUACCAGUAUGGCUUUAAUUUUCACAGCAGUAUAUGUAUUUAAUUGCGCUGUGGUGUCCAUGAUGGUGUCUUUUAUCACCCGACUUUCAUUCUGUGAAUCUAAUAUGAUACCAAGUUAUUUUUGUGAUCAUGGACCAAUUUAUAGGUUGGCAUGUAAUGACAAUAGCCUUAACAAGUUUAUGGCAUUUCUCAUUGCAUCUUUAUACUUUGUAGUACCAUUGAUCAUUAUAGUCCUGUCAUAUGUGGGCAUUUUUCUUGCUUUAACCAAAAUUACAUCUUGGGAAGGGCGUUUAAAAGCCCUAAAGACCUGUGUUUCACACCUUUUGUUAGUAGGAACAUUUUUUCUUCCCAUAUUCUGUGUAUACUUUUCGCAACUCUUGCUGUCUCUCUCACCCAAUGCAAGGGUCAUCUGCACAUCUCUGGCAUAUGCUGUUCCACCAAUGCUAAAUCCCAUCAUUUAUGUCUUAAACACAGCUGAAAUCAAAGAUAUAAUUCAAAAAGUGUUUAGAAACAGAUCUGUUGAAAGUAUUUCAAAAUGA
This is a messenger RNA of Ctenopharyngodon idella (grass carp), 990 nucleotides long. RefSeq names its product olfactory receptor 52E4-like. Gene Ontology annotation, biological process: G protein-coupled receptor signaling pathway. Gene Ontology annotation, cellular component: membrane. Lineage: Eukaryota; Metazoa; Chordata; Actinopteri; Cypriniformes; Xenocyprididae. The coding region runs from base 19 to 990 and encodes 323 amino acids. The transcript has a single exon. The record is from RefSeq and is a predicted model, not a curated record. Gene Ontology annotation, molecular function: olfactory receptor activity; G protein-coupled receptor activity.